Messenger RNA from Sinocyclocheilus grahami, 925 nucleotides. Its product is annotated as protein reprimo A-like. Lineage: Eukaryota; Metazoa; Chordata; Actinopteri; Cypriniformes; Cyprinidae. The transcript has a single exon. The record is from RefSeq and is a predicted model, not a curated record. Bases 228 to 539 code for a protein of 103 amino acids.
GCAGGUGUGUGAUGUUGAGCAGAAGAGCUCUGUGUAGUUACAGUGAAUCAGAGCAGGAGCGCGUCAUGGGACGCCAGUGCGCCAAAGAAGAGACGCUGGAUCGGUGCGCCUGACUUUCACGGACACUUUUACGCAAUUUCUCAUGUGUUCAGACUUCCAGAUCGCAACUGCCUGAAUCCUCAGACUUUUCAAAGUAUUCUUUCUGGACGGUCUUUUGAACAGUAGACAUGAAUACUACAUUCAACCAAACGGACAGCGGAAUCUUCUCCAACCGGACUGAGGAGAUCCUCCUGUGCUGUAACUUCUCGUCGGUGGUGACGGAUAACAGCUUCAUCGCGGCCGCUCCGGAUGAGAGGAGCCUCUUCAUCAUGAGAAUAGUUCAGAUAGCGGUGAUGUGCGUCCUGUCCCUCACCGUAGUCUUCGGGAUCUUUUUCCUUGGCUGUAACUUGCUGAUCAAGUCGGAAGGGAUGAUAAACUUUUUGGUAACAGACCGGAGACCUUCCAAAGAGGUAGAGACGGUCAUCGUGGGCGCGUACUAGAGACAUGAUGAGGAUUAUGCACUGCCAUCAAAAGAAGUUUGUGUAGCCUACCUCCUGAUGGACAUGUAUUUCGAUGGCCUCUUUACAAACAGGACACAAUAUUAUUUGGCCCGCUAAAAACUAUGAUUUGGAGAUCAACUGAACGCACUCUCUCCAUUUUGCGCACACGCGUUUCGGCUCUUACAAUCAAGCGCUUUUCAAUUAUGAGACGAACCACCCAGAUUUCAAAUCAGAUACAGGCAUGGAUUCUUACAUUGGUCAUUGAAAAUAUGUAUACUGUAUGUGCAAACACGGGAGUUGUUGCACAUAUUGACUGUUUUGUAAUGGUUAUGGAUCUCCUUCUGUAAAGCACAUUGUAAGCACUGCGCGGACUAAUUAUUUGUUGU